Hydra vulgaris (swiftwater hydra) is the source of this 2965-nucleotide messenger RNA. RefSeq names its product two pore channel protein 2. The record is from RefSeq and is a predicted model, not a curated record. Lineage: Eukaryota; Metazoa; Cnidaria; Hydrozoa; Anthoathecata; Hydridae. Gene Ontology annotation, cellular component: lysosomal membrane. Gene Ontology annotation, molecular function: ligand-gated sodium channel activity; voltage-gated channel activity; intracellularly phosphatidylinositol-3,5-bisphosphate-gated monatomic cation channel activity. Gene Ontology annotation, biological process: calcium-mediated signaling; endocytosis involved in viral entry into host cell; transmembrane transport.
CGCCGCGAGCUUAGGUAGCUGUUGCACAUAUUGCCUCUUUCUAGAAUUUAAAUUGACCAUUUAAAACAACUUCAAUAGCGGUUUAAAUGACCUUUAAACAUGUAUUUUAAAGAGUUAUUACGGCGGAAAAACGUAAAUGAUAAAGAAAGUGAUCAUUGGAAAAAAAACUCUUGGGGUGAGUCUUAUGGUUCACUAAGUCUAUCAACAAAUAUGGUUUCAGAGACAGAUUCAGAUGUGGUUCCUAUAGUACCUUACUCGCCGAGUUAUUCAAUGGAUAUGAGUGUCAAUUUAUCUUCUUCAAAAGAAUCAUCAGAUGAAACUCGUUUUUCUCGAGCUCAUUUACAAGCAAUAGUGUUCGUAGAAGAUGCACUUGAGCAUCGCUCUAUACACCACAAAGUGGAUCCAAUUUCUUUGUAUAGAUAUAGGCUAUAUCAUUCUAAACAUGUUCAAAGGUUGUUUCGAUUUACAAUAACUUUACUUCUAUUAUUGCCAUUUUUUGAGACGCCGUCUUCUUUAACUUGGUCUUCAGAUCCUAGAAAGCGAGGUAACAGAUAUACUUUUCCUUGUGGCAUCACAGAAACAAUAGAGUUGAUUUGCUUUAUUAUUAUGACAAUUAGUUUUAUAAGCAAGUUUGUCAUAAUUGGAAAAAGGCACGCAAAGAGCAAUUACUGGCUAAUUGCAUUUGGACUUGUGUUAAUAUUUUCUUAUGUUGACUGGUUUGUUUCAUUAGGACAUAUAUGCAAUGAGAAAUGGAGAAUUCGACGACUCCUGAGACCAUUCUUUCUAAUACAAAAUUCUUCAUUAAUGAAAAAAACAGUUAAUAGUAUAAAAAGAUCAAUUCCUCACAUCUUAAGUGUGUUAUUUUUGCUGGCACUACACUUGUAUUUUUUUACUAUGUUUGGUAUGGUAUUAUUUGCACCAGAAGAUUUUAGCAAACAAGCUGUCAUACAUUCAGUUAAUUCAUCAAGUAAUAAAGAUUCACUGGAUAUGUUAAAUAACAGAAAUGAAGGAAAAGCCUAUUUUUUUGAUCUUGGUGCAGCAAUCAUGUCACUUACUAUACUGCUAACAACUGCAAAUAAUCCAGAUGUGAUGAUGCCUGCAUAUUCUGAUAAUAGAUUUUAUGCAAUUUUUUUUAUCUUAUUUCUGGCUGUAGGAAUGUAUUUUUUUAUGAAUGUUCUUCUUGCUGUCAUUUAUAAUGAAUUCAAAGGUUCCUUUACUAAAACAAUGCAAAGUAGUUUUAUAAGAAGAAGAUGUGGAAUCAGAGCUGCUUUUGAAGUAUUACUUGGAGUUUCUUACCAACCCUCUUCUUCUGAAACUCCAAGCUGUAUAGAGGUUUCACUUGUGCGAGACAUUUUGAAAGACAUACAUUUUUCUAGAAAAUUAAGAUACAUGCCUAAGCUAGAGGAGUAUUUGACGAAUUUGAAUACAAAUGUUAUUAAUGCGAAGCAAUUUCAAGAACUCUUUGAUAUUGUAUUUUCAGAUUCAAUAAAAAAGAGGAUUCCUUGUAGAGAAUUCCAUCAUCCAUUGUUAUUGAAAGUGCAAUCAAUACUUUUACAUAAUUACUUUCAAUAUUUUGGCGAUUUUAUAUGUGUUCUUAAUGCUUUGGUGGUUACGGUGGAGUUAGCAACAUCUAUUGAAGUAACAUUUUCUGGAGAUAAACUUUCUAUCCUCAACUUUUGUUUUAUCUCAUAUUUUGCUAUUGAACAGGUUUUGAUGAUUUAUUUUAUUGGCGCAAAAAGAUAUUUUUCUCACAAGACUGUUUGGUUUGAUAGUGUUAUAACGUGGGCUCUUGUUCUAGUGGAGAUAACAUUUAUAUCAUUAUAUGGCGGACCAAUUCCUUAUAUGACAAAAGAAGAGAUAGUUAUACGUAGUAAUGACCUAAAAUUUUUGUCAGUAUAUAAUUUACUUCGUAUCACCAAUAUGCUGAUAAUUGUUCGAAUUCUUAGAAUCAUACCCAGCAUUAAGCCACUUUCUGUGGUUGCUAGAGCAAUGGUAGAUCUGGCGAAAAAUUUGAAAUCCUUUGCUGGUAUUGUUAUAGUAAUAUAUUAUGUUUUCGCUUUGAUUGGGAUGAUGAUAUUCCAAGACAAAAGUCCAAAACCUACUCUAGUAAAUGCAACUCUAAACACAUAUAGAAUAACUAAUCCAAAUAUCACCUGCGGUUACGAACAGCUAGACUACUAUGCUAAUAAUUUUGAUGAUUUUGCGGCUUCCUUAGUUGUACUAUGGGAUGUGAUGGUUGUCAACAACUGGUAUAUUUUUCUCAACGCAUAUAGUACUUCAAUGAAAAACAGAUACACACAGUUUUAUUUUGUAUUAUGGUGGCUUACAUCUGUUGUUAUUUGCAUUAAUUUAUUUGUUGCAUUGGUCAUUGAGGCUUUUAUAACACAAUGGGAUCAACAUCAAGAGAUAGUAAAUGAGAUGAAGCACAAAAAACGAAAGUAUGCACAGAAUGAAGAGACAAGUCGUCAUUUUCGUGUACAUGAAUGGUUUCGCGCCACAUAUAAAGAACCAACAGAAAAAGAGAUUUUACAAGAAAUUUAUUCUCACAAAUAUUUGCGACGUUACACAUUGCUCAAUUCUCGUGAUUUUCAAGAUGAAUGAAAUUUAUUUAUGCAAUAAAUGGAUUUCACUAUCUUGUAAUAUAUUGCGAGAUUUUAAUGCUUUUAAUUUAAUUAAAAAAAAAAUUAAUUUAAUAAAAAUCUUACACAUAAUUUCAUUUUUCCUUAAUAUGCAUAGAGCUUCACAAUCAUGUUAAAAUUGAUCAGCUUUAUUUUUUUUAAAAAAAAAGCUUUACCCAGUUUCUUUUUUUUUUCUAUUAAAAUUUUUAAUUAAUUUCCUUUAAUUUGUCUGUUCAGUAGAGGUUUUAUAUAUUUUCUUAAAUUUGUAAAUAUUUUUUUUUUACUUAUAAAAGAAGUUGUUACAAUGAACUUUAUUUUAAUCCAACUAUUUCAGUAAUAUUGGUGUC